AGGAUAGGGCGGAGCAAUCUGAGGCCGGACAGUGAAAGGCAGGACUCUCCAGUCUGGUGCUGAAGCUGGACAGGGGCAGACCUUCUCACAGCCUGUCCUUCCACUGAUUCUAGGCUCAGCAACAUGACAAGCAAGAAAGUCAUCGCUGUGUUUGGGGCAACAGGUUCUCAGGGUGGUUCUGUUGCUAGAGCCAUUUUGGAGGACAAAGACUUUUCUGUAAGAGCAUUGACUCGGGAUGUGACCAGACCUGCUGCCCUGGCCCUUCGAGACCUGGGAGCUGAAGUGGUGAAGUGUGACCUGAAUGACCAAGAGGCUGUGAAGGGAGCAUUAAAAGGCGCCUAUGGUGCCUUCCUGCUGACCACCUACUGGGAUGACUUUAGCAAGGAGAAGGAAGUGCAGCAGGGGAAAAUCGUAGCCGAUGCCAGUAAAGAGCUGGGCUUGAAGCACGUGGUAUACAGUGGCCUGGAGAAUGUCAAGAAGUUGACCAAAGGGAAACUGGAGGUGCCACACUUUGAUGGCAAAGGAGAGGUGGAAGAAUACUUCUGGAAUCUCGGCGUGCCCAUGACCAGUGUCAGGGUACCCUACUAUGAAAACUUUCUAAAAGGCUUGAAGCCAGUGAAGGCAUCUGAUGGCGACUACUACAAUUUGGUGGUGCCUAUGAAGGACAUCCCCAUGGAUGGCAUCUCUGUUGCUGACGUUGGACCGGCGGUCGUUAGUAUCUUCCGAUCCCCAGAAGAGUUCCUGGGCAAGGCCGUGGGUCUCAGUGCAGAAGCCCUGACAGUUCAGCAGUAUGCAGACAUCCUGUCCAAGGUCUUGGGGAAAGUGAUUAAAGACGCCAAGAUCACCCCAGAAGCUUAUGAGAAGCUGGGAUUCCCUGGAGCCCAGGAAAUAGCUAACAUGAUGCGCUUCUGUCACAUGAAGCCAGACAGAGAUGUGAAGCUCACACACAGGCUCCACCCCAAGGUCAAGAGUUUCUCCCAAUUUGUCUCAGAGAACAAAGAGGCCUUCAAGGACCUAUAGGAAGAAGCAUUCAAGCCAGUUUGGUGUGGCCAACUUCCUCCAUGACAAUGUGGCACCGUGGCCAGAGUGCUGCAUUUGCAGGGAGAUCUGGGUUCAAAUCCUGACUUUGCCACUAACAACCUGUGACCUUAGGCAGUUUCUUGACCUUUCUGGGCCUCAGUUUCCCCAUCUGUACAAUGAGGGGGUUGCACUAGGUGGUGUUUUCCAGCUCUAAAUGGUACUGUGAUCCUCUUAUAGGUAGAAUGGGCUAAAGUUUGAACUGACUCAAACCAAUCCAGCAGAAAGUGAUUUCUUUACAUUAUGAAAAGAGAACACUGGAAGUGUUCUCAUCAUUGGUGAAUAUUAUUAUAAUUUACAUAUAUUCACACAAUUUACCCAGGGGCUGUGGGGCAUGAUGGGUGGAUAAAGGGCUAGAUUUGUCAUCAGGGAAUCAUAGAUUUAGGUUUAGAAAGGG
Phascolarctos cinereus (koala) is the source of this 1474-nucleotide messenger RNA. RefSeq names its product nmrA-like family domain-containing protein 1. The record is from RefSeq and is a predicted model, not a curated record. NCBI's taxonomy places the organism in Eukaryota, Metazoa, Chordata, Mammalia, Diprotodontia, Phascolarctidae. Gene Ontology annotation, cellular component: nucleus.